AUGAGAGUUCGUUCGAGAAAUUUUCAGGGAAUAGCAACAAGUAGAAUUAAGGGCUCAAAAAUUGGAUCCGUUCACGAUAAGGUCUGGGGCUCUGGGUUUUCCAAGGGGGUAAAAGACCUGAACAAAAAUCAUUACGGCCGAGUGGCCGACGAACAGAAUAUUUUUGGACUGAUUGGCAAUUCAAGCUGA
Molecule: messenger RNA, 189 nt
Organism: Dovyalis caffra
Lineage: Eukaryota; Viridiplantae; Streptophyta; Magnoliopsida; Malpighiales; Salicaceae
Source: the annotation of a GenBank genome assembly